This is a messenger RNA of Fusarium poae, 375 nucleotides long. RefSeq lists its product as uncharacterized. The record is from RefSeq and is a predicted model, not a curated record. The transcript is spliced from 4 exons. Gene Ontology annotation, molecular function: U6 snRNA binding. Lineage: Eukaryota; Fungi; Ascomycota; Sordariomycetes; Hypocreales; Nectriaceae. The coding region runs from base 1 to 375 and encodes 124 amino acids. Gene Ontology annotation, cellular component: spliceosomal tri-snRNP complex; P-body; U6 snRNP. Gene Ontology annotation, biological process: P-body assembly; spliceosomal snRNP assembly; nuclear-transcribed mRNA catabolic process.
AUGCUACCCCUCGGUCUACUUAACGCCGCCCAAGGCCACCCCAUGCUGGUCGAACUCAAGAACGGAGAGACACUCAACGGUCAUCUGGUUUCCUGCGAUACAUGGAUGAAUCUCACCCUCAAGGAGGUUGUGCAGACAAGUCCGGAGGGCGACAGAUUCGUGCGAUUACCGGAGGUCUAUGUCAAGGGCAACAACAUCAAAUACCUGAGAGUACCCGACGAGAUCAUCGACCAAGUUAGCGAAUCGCAGAAGGGCCAGCAAGGCGGUUUCCGCGGCGGACGAGGAGGAGGUUCAAGAGGAGACCACAGUGGACGAGGUGGCGACCGCGGCCGUGGUCGUGGAGGCAGAGGCCGAGGUCGGGGACGAGGUCAAUAA